Messenger RNA from Cinara cedri, 1531 nucleotides. The record is from the annotation of a GenBank genome assembly. Lineage: Eukaryota; Metazoa; Arthropoda; Insecta; Hemiptera; Aphididae.
AUGUCUAAAAGAAAACAAGUAAGCGCAGAGGAAAAGCGUAUUAGAAUGCUGGAUUUGUUUCACGAGAAGAAAGAUUUUUUCCAGCUCAAAGUAAAUUUAACAAUAAUUUAUUUAUAUUUUCAGGAACUGAUUACUUAAACAAUGUUUUUAUUAAUAUCAAAUACUGCAACUAGACAUUUUUAUUUUUAUGAUUUGUAUUAUUUAUAUAAAUAUUGAUUACAAAAUAUUGUAAAAAAUGGAUUGACUGUCUAGGAAUUAGAAAAAAUUGCACCCAAAGAAAAACAAAUUAUAGUACAAUCAGUAAAAGAUGUCAUCCAAAAUUUGGUUGAUGAUGGAUUAGUGGACACUGAUAAAAUAGGAACAUCAGUAUAUUUUUGGUCAUUUCCAAGGUAAUUGAUAAAUAAUCAUACUAUUUUAGUACAUAAAAUAUAUUUAAUAUUGAUUUAAAAUUUACAGCAAAACAAAAAUCGCUAAGAAAAAUCAAUUAGAUAAUGCAAGAUCUAAGUUGGACGAGUAUCAAAAAAAGCUUGACAAAAAUAUGGAAGUUAUCAAAAGAGAAAAACUAGAAAAUUCCAAUAAACAUGAAAAACAAGCCCUGUUGGAUAAACUUGAGGUUCUCGAAAAAGAAAAGUUAUUAUUAGAUAAUGAAUUAAGAAAACAUAAGGAUUCUAAUCCCGUAGAAUAUGAACAAAUGAAAAAUAGUAUAAAGGUAUGUAACUAAAGGUUAAAGUCUGGUAGUAGAAAAAAAGUCAAAAUAUUGAAAAUGCCAAAUGCAUAUAUUUUCCAUGGGCUUCUUUAGACUAAUGACCCGAGAUUGAAUUGAGAUUUUCUCAUGUUCUGUUAAGAUAUUGCGGCUUUAGAGGUGCACAUUCAAAUACUUGGACAAAUUGUAUUAUUCAUAGAUGCUGUUUGGCUUUUGGGGUCAAAACUAAACCUAUAUAUAUUGAAAAAUGCUAGUGGUUUUCUAUUGGUAUAGUGUCCAAAUAAAACAAUUAACAGUCAGAAUUUCAAUAUUACAAUUCUUUAACCUUCUUUAACAUGCCUUUUGGGUAGAUAAAUGAAUAAGUGUUAAAAUUACUUAUAUUUGUGAAGAAAGUUAAAAUAUUUAUUUUAACUGAAGAACAUUGAUAAGAUAAGUAAGAGCAUAGAAAAUAUAUGGAUUAUUUUUCAAUAUUUUUUUUUUAACCCUAAGAGGCAGAUUUUCAGAGAUAAAAAUUAGUCUCAGAAGGAAAUAGGAAAAUCGAAAAAAAAAAAAAAAUGAAACAUUGACAAUGCUAUUUAAACUAACAAUAUAAUAUGAAAAAAUUGCAUAAAAUAAACCUAAAAAAAUACUGCAAAAAUAUAUUGGAACAAAGAUGUACAUAUUUUGUAUUAAACAAAUAUUAUUUUUCAGAUGGCAAAAGACGCUGGAAAUCGUUGGACAGAAAAUAUAUUUUCAGUGAAAUCAUGGUGCAAGAAUAAGUUUUUCAUUGAAGACAGCAUCAUCAACAAACAGUUUGAGAUACCAGAAGACUUGGAUUAUAUAGAAUAG